Molecule: messenger RNA, 1400 nt
Organism: Triticum dicoccoides
Lineage: Eukaryota; Viridiplantae; Streptophyta; Magnoliopsida; Poales; Poaceae
Product: malate dehydrogenase 1, mitochondrial
Exons: 7
Coding region: 93-1115 (340 amino acids)
Biological process (GO): malate metabolic process; tricarboxylic acid cycle
Cellular component (GO): cytoplasm; mitochondrion
Molecular function (GO): L-malate dehydrogenase (NAD+) activity
Source: RefSeq, a predicted model, not a curated record
ACAAUAGCAACACAUCAGCACCCGCCCCGCGUCCACAUCUCCCCCUUCACAUCCAUCGACCCAGAUCUCACGCGCCGCCCAAGCCAGCGACGAUGAGGCCCUCGGUGAUGAGAUCCGCCGCCCAGCUCCUCCGCCGCCGCAACUACUCCUCCGCGUCCGGGCAGCAGGCGCGGAAGGUGGCCAUCCUCGGCGCGGCCGGCGGCAUCGGGCAGCCGCUGUCUCUCCUCAUGAAGCUGAACCCCCUCGUCUCCUCCCUCUCCCUCUACGAUAUCGCGGCCACCCCGGGCGUCGCUGCCGACGUUUCCCACAUCAACUCCCCUGCCCUGGUGAAGGGUUUCAUGGCGGAUGAUCAGCUCGCGGAGGCGUUGGAUGGGGCCGACCUGGUGAUCAUCCCGGCCGGCGUCCCGAGGAAGCCCGGCAUGACCAGGGACGACCUCUUCAACAUUAACGCCGGCAUCGUUAAGAACCUCUGCACCGCCAUCGCCAAGUACUGCCCGAAUGCUCUUGUCAACAUGAUCAGCAACCCUGUGAAUUCAACCGUUCCGAUUGCUGCUGAAGUUUUCAAGAAGGCUGGAACCUAUGAUGAGAAGAGAUUGUUUGGUGUGACCACUCUUGAUGUUGUUCGUGCCAGGACUUUCUAUGCUGGGAAGGCUAAUGUAGAUGUUAAUACUGUGGACGUUCCUGUUGUUGGUGGUCAUGCUGGUAUUACCAUCUUGCCACUGUUCUCACAGGCAACUCCUUCAACUAAUGCAUUGUCUGCUGAAGAAAUCAAGGCUCUCACCAAGAGGACACAGGAGGGUGGCACAGAAGUCGUUGAGGCAAAGGCUGGAAAGGGAUCUGCAACCUUGUCCAUGGCGUAUGCUGGUGCAGUUUUUGGAGAUGCAUGCUUGAAGGGUCUGAACGGAGUUCCUGACAUUGUUGAAUGCUCCUACGUGCAAUCAACUGUGACCGAGCUGCCAUUCUUUGCUUCCAAGGUGAGGCUUGGAAAGAAUGGAGUCGAGGAAGUGCUCGGGUUGGGUCAGCUGACGCAGUUUGAGAAGGAUGGGUUGGAAGCUCUCAAGGGCGAGCUCAAAUCUUCAAUUGAGAAGGGUGUCGCGUUCACAAAUGCAAGUUAGUUAGGCCAUUUUGCAGAUGAUAGCAAACCCAGGUCUUGUUGAGGGGUCUGUUGGUUUGGUCCAGUGCUUUUUCUGCCCAUCAUGUGGGCAUUGAAGAUUUGAGCUUUGCAAUAAAAUUUCCGGCGGCGUAAUGCCACACAUAACAUAACUUGUACGAGAGGAAGCUAGUUUUGUGUCGAGCUUUGAACUGAUAAUGAACAAUUGCUGAUGCGUGGAAAGUCACUUGUUGUUCAACCGGUCUGCUUGCAAGUCUGUUGAAUAUUGAUGAUUUUUGUUGUGCUUUCA